AUGGCUGGGAGCGCCGGUGGCGGCAGGCCACGGCCGGCGUCCACGGCCGUGCUUCAGCAGAGCACUUUGCGCGAGGUGCCCUACCUCUACCAGCAGCUGAGCGAUGCGCUACAGCAGCAAUCGCACUUAGAGGAGCAACGCCAGAAGCAGAUUGUCCAGUACAGGCGCCAGCUGCGAAUGCUCUGCGAUGACAACGCCACACUGCGCAACAUCAUUCAAGCCGGGGAGCGCCGAAGGCGCGAUGCAGAGGUCGCAGCGGCGGCUGGUCUCGUCGCGCUGACUGGGACCCGCACACAAACGAGUGGCAUGGGGAAUGGGCCAGCGACCGUCACCGAGGCUGAGGUAGAGGUGCUCUUGCAACGCACAAACCUCGCGCGCCGGCGGCGCAACAAGGUGCUACAUGAAAUAAAUGUUAACGAGGCCGCGUUGGAUAUUGAAGCUAAGGCUCAAGAAUCUCUAGCGGAGCAGGCGCAGAUGAGGCUAGACCCGGCGACGCUGCUGACGGGCGCCAACCGGUCGGUGUAUCUGCGCAUGAUGCGCCUUGAGCAGCUAAUCGACAAGAUACUCUGCAAGCAGCGCAUCGCUAGCGUCAUACUGGCGAACUAUCGGCACCAUCUAGCCACUCUCUCCACCGAGGCGACGCAGUACAAUGCGCAGCAGACACUGCUGGAGAGGGAGUACGCAGACCGCCACCGAGAUCACUUAAAACUUCUCCAACUUCACGACACGGCGCGUGUGGCAUACGCAACGGCCGUCGAGGCUCUACAGGUCGUGCAGAAGAGCGCCUCGCGUAUGCGCAAGGCGAAGGAGAAGGCGCUGCAAGAAACGCGGCGGGAGGUGGACAAGGGGAUUGCGCUAACGCAGCAGCAGGAGCGCCGUGCGGUGGAUUUGCAGCAGCAGCUCGAGGAAGAAGCCCAGAUGCUCGACGCCGAGGAGAACACGAAAGAACAGCUGGAGCGACAACGCAUGAACCCACGCACAGCUCUGUCACUGCUGCGGGCCUCGUGCGUGUCGCGGGAGGGUGGCACAGAACUCCCAGAGAGGAAUAGUAACAGGGGCGGCGCCGGUCAGUCGUCGCCUGGCACAGAUGAGCGCGUCGCUGCGUACGAGGUGACCUUCCGUGACAUGAUGCGAGUGGCAAAGGUUGACACGCUUGAUGCCCUCAUCAAGGUCUAUCAAGCAGAAAUCGAUCAGCAGUACCGUCUGCAGGACGAGUUGAACUGCAUGCGAGAGGCGCAAGCGGCGCUGCAGCAAGAAGUGCACCAGCUCCGCGAGCGGGCAAAGCAGACAAAGUACACUGUGGGUGCCGCUACCGGACUUGCGGCGAAGGGCACAGCGUCGCCAUUAAUGGAACGGGAGCUGCAGCUGUUUGUGCAGGAGGAGAACGAGUCCUUGAUCACCCAUGUUGGCGCCAACAGAGGGCAUCAGGCCCUUCUCAUGGAGGUGGUGGAGCGCGUGAACCGGUUGGCAGAGCUGGUGGCUAAUUAUCGCACUGAUGUACCGGUGCCGUCGAUCCAGCGCACCCCAGCGCUGGCGAAGCGCUCUUCAACCCUGCCGCUGCACGUUGCGGUGCUGGCGCAGAAACUGCUAGCGCUGGCUGCAGACACCGCCGGGGCGACUGACAUCGGUCCGUCCUCUACCGCCUCCGCCUCCGUCAAGGACGCAGGGCACGGUGGGGGUGUUGUGAAUCGCUACGACGGCAGCAGCUCAGGAAUUGCAGUGGUGUCCUCGACGCACCUUGUGAUACCAGCAAACAACCGUCGCGUCUCCCUGGCACACGAGGGUGUAGGUGGGGGUGCGGGUGGACGAGGCCCCGGCGGCCGCCGCGGCAGAACGGCAGCCGACGUCGCUGGUAUUUCCUCCUCCGCCGCGCGUGCGCUGCUGUACCCUUACGGGCGCGCACCUGGCGGUAGUGAGGACGGUGCGCCGCGGACCCUUGCGAAUCAGCGGCGUAGGCGAUCGUCUGCUGCAGCCGGUGCCGGCUUCAUCGAGGGUCAGGAGGACAAGGACGAUGUGUCCUUGGCCACCGUGGCUGCGCUGCCCCCACCCGGUGGCCGUGUGCUCGACUUUGACGGAACAUCGACCGACACGUCGGAGCUUCAUAGCAGUAGUAUCAACGACAGCGACGCCGACGGUAGAUGGUGUAGUGCUGGCGGCGACGGCGGGAGUCCGAAUCGCGCAGCGGCAGCGGCACGCAGUCGCCGUCGCUCGUCGAAGCAGCCGCGCCAUAUAAAUAUGGCAGGGGUGCACCAUGCCAACCUGCAGACGCGUGUGAGAGCCGUUGAAGACGAUCACGAGGACCCGUUGCGGCGUGAGGAGGUGAAGCACAUGUCGGAGCUGAUCCGAGCUCGCAAGAAGCUCGAGGCAAAGAAAGAUGCGCGUCGACCCUAA
Messenger RNA from Leishmania braziliensis MHOM/BR/75/M2904, 2391 nucleotides. RefSeq lists its product as hypothetical. Gene Ontology annotation, biological process: outer dynein arm assembly; cilium movement. Lineage: Eukaryota; Euglenozoa; Kinetoplastea; Trypanosomatida; Trypanosomatidae. The coding region runs from base 1 to 2391 and encodes 796 amino acids. Gene Ontology annotation, cellular component: cilium. The record is from RefSeq and is a predicted model, not a curated record. The transcript has a single exon.